AUGAGAGUGAAAAAAGCUUACGCUGUCGUCUUGAUUUUAUCCCUUCUCAUUGUGGAUGAAUCAUCCCCCUUUCUUCUCCGACCAGCUUCAGCUAAUCUAUUGUCCAUUAUUCCGUGGGGGUUAAGAAUUUUGAGAGCCCUCAGAACACUAAAUUUUAGCAAAAUUUCCAAAGUAUUGGAUAAACUGAGAUCGUUCUUGAGUUCCAAUGGAGGUCGUAUUCGAAUAGGAAGAUUCGUUGCCGGCAUAUCCAAGAUUAAGAACUAUUUUAGUUUCUUCGGUUACCUUAAUUCCACUUUGGAUUCAGACUUCACCGAUGAAUUCUCCGCCGAGCUCGAAUCAACAAUCGAACUCUUUCAGAAUACUUUCCACCUCAACGUCACCGGCCAACCCGACGACGCCACCGUUUCAUUGAUCACGCUGCCGCGAUGCGCCCUUCCUGAUGUUAACAUCAAUGGCCCCUCCGCUGUGACGGCGGGUCGCACGACGUCGUUUACCAAGUGGUGGCCCGAGGGGAAGAACGAGCUUACUUACGCUUUUUCCCCAGAAAAUGAAACGUCGACGUCGGUAAAGGACGUCUUUGCGGAUGCCUUCCGCCGGUGGUCCGAGGUGACGAAGUUGAACUUUUCGGAGACGACGUCGUUUAAUGAAGCCUCCAUUCAAAUCAUGUUCUCGUCGUUGGACGGGAAUCUAGGAGUGGUAGGCGGCGCAUGGCCGGAUAAUACGACGACGAGUUGGGAUGUCGUUUUGGAUUCCGAUGAGAAGUGGGCGUUGCCGAGCGAAGACAUGACGGAGAGCGACGAACUCGACCUUGAGUCAGCGGUGAUGCACCAGAUGGGUCAUGUGUUGGGGCUGAGCCACUCGGCGAUAGAAGAGGCAAUUAUGUACCCCUUCAUCGUGCCAUCGAAGAAAAGGAAGGUGGACUUCGCGAAAGACGACUUGGAGAAGAUUCAGCAACUCUACAGUGCGAAAUCCAAUUCCACUGAGUUAUUACAGGGGGAGUCUCCUUCGUCGGACGGUGCAGGAUCCGGCAGCGGCAUAGGGCCGAGAACGGACGUGGUUUCAGCUACGUGGCUCGGAAUUGCAUUGCUCUUCCUGUUCUGA
This is a messenger RNA of Neltuma alba, 1101 nucleotides long. RefSeq names its product metalloendoproteinase 2-MMP-like. The transcript has a single exon. Gene Ontology annotation, cellular component: extracellular matrix. Gene Ontology annotation, biological process: collagen catabolic process; proteolysis; extracellular matrix organization. The coding region runs from base 1 to 1101 and encodes 366 amino acids. Gene Ontology annotation, molecular function: zinc ion binding; metalloendopeptidase activity. The record is from RefSeq and is a predicted model, not a curated record. Lineage: Eukaryota; Viridiplantae; Streptophyta; Magnoliopsida; Fabales; Fabaceae.